AUGGAAAACCUCUCUACUUUGCUCACGAUAGCUCUCCUCCUUUGCGCCGCCACACUAACGGGCGCUGCCCGACAUGAACCGGCCGACUUCACUUCCUUCACAAUCUCUCCGGCCGACAUACUUAGUCUGGAAAUGAUAGAAUCAAAACUACAUGAUGUGGCGGGAGAGAGCUGCGAAAAAGAAGACGACGAAGAUUGCCUGAUAAGAAGAUCAUUGACGGCUCAUCUAGAUUACAUCUACACACAGAAGAAUAAUAGUCCUUAG
Molecule: messenger RNA, 264 nt
Organism: Microthlaspi erraticum
Lineage: Eukaryota; Viridiplantae; Streptophyta; Magnoliopsida; Brassicales; Brassicaceae
Source: the annotation of a GenBank genome assembly